Acanthosepion pharaonis is the source of this 1098-nucleotide messenger RNA. The record is from the annotation of a GenBank genome assembly. NCBI's taxonomy places the organism in Eukaryota, Metazoa, Mollusca, Cephalopoda, Sepiida, Sepiidae.
AUGUUAUGUAAGUCCCUCUCUCUUUCUCUCUCUCUCUCUCUCUCUCUCUCUCUCUCUCUCUCUCUGGUCAUUACUAUCCACCCCUUUUCUAUUCCUUUAGCAUUUUCUCUUAGUCACUUGGUUUCAGUUGCUGCAAGAAUACCGAGACUCUUUUUUUUCCCCUCGCUUCGCUUUAGUCUCUCUCUCUCUCUCUCUCUCUCUCUCUCUCUCUCUCUCUCUCUCUCUCUCUCUCUCUCUCUCUCUCUCUCUCUCAAAAUACGGCCGCUCUCUCUCUCUCUCUCUCUCUCUCUCUCUCUCUUUGGAGGAAUAUUAUCCAAAAUUUUGAAUUAUACCAACAUAAUAUCUCUCUCUCUCUCUCUCUCUCACUCUCUCUCUCUCUCUCUCUCUCUCUCUCUCUCUCUCUCUCAUAUUUUCCUUCUGAACACUUCCUCCCUUCCUUCCCUUUUUCUUUAUUUCUUUUUUGAUUUCUUUCUUUCUUGCUUGCUUGCUUUCCUUCUUUCUAUUUCAUUUAUUCUAUUUCAUAUAGUCGCAUUUAAACAAUCAUUCACCUUAUCUUUUUUACUUUCUUUCUUGUGUGCUAUAUUUCAUGCAUCCUUAUUUCUCUUGCUCAACUGCUUCUUUCUUUCUUUCUUUCUUUCUUUCUUUCUUUCCUUCUUUCUUUCUUUCUUUUAUCCCCCACUCUCUCGCUCUUUCUCUUUCUUCUCUUUCUCUGUUUCUCUUCUUCAGUCACUCUCCGUCCUUUUUUAUUCAUUUCUCACGAUUUCUUUCUGUUCAUUCCACUCUUCUUUUUGUCUUCCUAUUGCUACCCUCUCUAUUUUCUAUUUCCGGGUCUACUUUUUCCUGCCAUUUUUCUACAUUUUCUUUCUCUCUCUCUCUCUCUCUCUUCCUCUCUCUCUCUCUCUCUCUCUCUUCCUCUCUCUCUUCCUCUCUCUCUCUUUCCCUCUCUCUCUCUCUCUCUCUCUCUCUCUUCCUUUCUCUCUCUCUCACACACUCACUCUCUAUCUGACUCUCCUUGAUGCAUGGUUCUCGAUUUUUUCCUUCAUCCAUUUAUUAUUCCUGUCUGACAUUUCCCUUCCUCAUUUCUUUUCUGCCUUAUAA